AUGUCCUACGGCGGACGCGCGCUGCGCAUGCUGGAGGUGCGCAUCCCGCUGCACGCGGUGCGCGACCAGGACGCAGCGCUCGAGUGCCGCUUCAACCUGGAGGGCGAGACGCUCUACUCGGUCAAGUGGUACAAGGACGGCAACGAGUUCUACCGCUACCUGCCGCAGGACAGCCCUCCGGCGCAGCUCUUCCCGCUGCCGGGGGUGUCCGUCGACAUCCGCAACUCGUCGGAGAGCCAGGUGGUGCUGCGGUCUGUGAACCUGUCCAGCACGGGCCGCUACCUGUGCGAGGUGUCGGCGGAGGCGCCGUCCUUCGAGACGGUGUCGCAGCACGGGGACCUCGUCGUGGUCGCGCUGCCGGAGGAGGGACCCCGCAUCACCGGAGGCAGGCCGCGCUACCAGGUGGGGGACACGGUCAGCGUCAACUGCACGUCCGGCCGCUCCAAGCCGGCAGCGCAGCUCAUGUGGUUCAUCAACGGCCAGCAGGCGAACCAGACGCAGCUGCGCGGGCCGCACGCCAAGGCGCGCGGAAGCGACGGGCUCGAGGCGGCCGUGCUGGGGCUGGAGUUCAAGGUGGCGGCGCGCCACUUCGCGCGCGGCGACCUCAAGCUCAAGUGCCUGGCGACCAUCGCGACCGUGUACUGGCGCAGCAACGAGGAGAGCGUGGAGGGCGACCGGCCGCAGAGCGCGCCCGUGCUGGAGAGCCGCGGCUCGUCCCGCGCCGGACUCGUGCACGCGGCCGGUCGCUGCGCGCCGGCCCUGAGCUGCAGCCACCUGGUGCUGGCCUGCGGCUGCCUCGCCGUCAUGGCCAGCAGGCGCGGCGCCGCCGGCUGCGGCAGCUAA
Bacillus rossius redtenbacheri is the source of this 843-nucleotide messenger RNA. RefSeq lists its product as uncharacterized. Bases 1 to 843 code for a protein of 280 amino acids. The transcript has 7 exons. The record is from RefSeq and is a predicted model, not a curated record. NCBI's taxonomy places the organism in Eukaryota, Metazoa, Arthropoda, Insecta, Phasmatodea, Bacillidae.